Messenger RNA from Saccostrea echinata, 524 nucleotides. RefSeq names its product perlucin-like. The record is from RefSeq and is a predicted model, not a curated record. Lineage: Eukaryota; Metazoa; Mollusca; Bivalvia; Ostreida; Ostreidae. Bases 6 to 488 code for a protein of 160 amino acids. The transcript has 5 exons.
UCACCAUGCAAUUCAAUUGUAUUUUAGUGAUUGCCCUUGUACUUUGUGGUUUUGGAGGAGUUAAUUGCAUAGGUUGUCAGCCGGGUUGGAAUCAGUUUCAGAAUAAAUGCUACUGGUUCAGCCAUACUGCAAGACCAUGGGGAGAGGCUGAGGCAAUUUGUUUGGGUUUUCACUCUAAACUGGCAGAACCUAGAACUCAUGCAGAGUCUGCUUAUCUCAUUAGCCAUUUUCAAAGUCUUCAUGAUGCCAGUUUUUACUGGAUUGGAAUCUCUGACUUGAUAGAAGAAGAUCGCUGGAUUUAUUCUUCUAACCAGCAACCCAUCACUGUGAAUGACUUUUAUACGGGUGAGCCAAAUCAACAUACAGAUGCAAAUUGUGUUGCUUUAUGGGAUGUUGGCCAUGGUAAAUGGGCUGAUGAGCCCUGUGGACACGUUUUUAGAUUUGUAUGCGAGACAGAUGUCGAUGAAGGAGGUGAUGUCGUUGGCUAACUCCGACUGUAUCGAAAUUCAAGGAAAAGAUAAAAU